UUCACUAACGCUACACUGACGCCAUUUUACUGACAAAAGAAAAGUCAAAAGAGAGGUGCGAUUAAUUAAACAUGUCUACUACACCUAGUAAACCAUCUCCUAUGGAUUUGAAAAAAGAUAAAGACGAUUCUAAAUCCGAAGAUAACAAAAACCAAAUGCAGGGAAAUAAAAGUAAUCAAGAUCAGGGAAGACAGCAAGACAACCGCGGACAUGGCGGAGGAAAUUUUCGUGGUGGCCGGGGUGGUCGUGGCGGCGGCGGUGGCGGUGGAAGAGGCAUGGGUAGAGGGGGCGGUGGGGGUGGAAAUAGAGGCCGAGGGAUGAUGCAGCGAGGUGGAGGAGGAGGCGGGGGUGACAGGCGAGGGAAUCAGGGCCAACAACAGAAUCAGGGGCAGCAUGGCCAGGGAGGAGGUGGGGGCAACUUCAGACAAAACGAAUUCCAAAUGAAUAUGUCGGCACACGACGCUGCACCAAGAGAGCCAAAGAAAUUUACAGGGCGAUGCAGGCUGUUUGUUGGAAAUGUCACAUCAGAAACGUCGGACGAGGAGUUCAAAAACCUCUUCUCAAAAUUUGGUGAAACCGGGGAAAUGUUCUUGAAUGGUUCUAAAGGCUUUGGGUUUAUACGUUUGGAUUACAGACAUAAUGCAGAGGCAGCAAAAGCAGCAUUAGAUGGAAGCCAGCAUAAAGGGAGAACACUUCGCGUCAGGUUCUCGAACCAAGGAUCAGCCAUCAAGAUUAAGAAUCUCUCUCCCUUUGUGUCCAAUGAGUUGCUGGAGAUGGCCAUGCAGCAGUUUGGUGAUGUUGAGAGGGCAGUGGUUGUUGUGGAUGACAGGGGAAGAUCCACCGGAGAGGGGAUUGUGGAGUUUGCCAGAAAGCCUGGGGCACAGCAGGCUCUCAAACGAAUUAAUGACGGGGUCUUCCUUAUGACAUCGUCCCAGAGACCCAUAUCUGCAGAGAAUCUAGAAGCCAAAGAUGAAGAUGAUGGUCUCUCAGAAAAGUUCCUUCCCAGAAAUCAACAGUACCAGGCAGAAAGAGAGAAGGAACCCAGAUUUGCACCCCCUGGCUCCUUUGAGUACAGGUUUGGUCUGAAGUACAGAGAAAUUGAUGAGCUGGAGAAACAGCAGAUAGAGAGAGUGAAACAGGAAAUGGAUCAACAGAGAAUGAAGCUGGAACAUGAGAUGGAGGGGGCCAUGUUUGAUUUUCAGGCAGAACAAAUCAGAGCAGAUUUAUUGAGGCAGCAAGAAGAGCUUCGUCGCUUGGAAGAAAUGAAAACAGAGAAGAUGCGACGUAGGCAGGAAUAUGACUUCAGAAUGGAUGAUGAGCAAAGACUGAAUAUGAUGGAUGAUGACAGACAGCACAUGAUGAGGGGAGGAAGACCUGGCAUGGACCAGCCCGGUGGUAAUAUGUUAAGAGGGGACAAUCAGAGAGGGGGUGGAGGAGGAGCCCCCCUUCCUCCCCCACCCGCCCCACCAGCAGGCAUGGGCUUUGACAGUCCCUCAGAUCAGAUGCCAAGCAGUUCCGUUGGCAAAAAGGGAGAUGAUAGGGCCAACAAGAAAACGAAUCGUUUCGAUUCCAACCCUGGCAAUUUUGGAGGCAACCCAUCCAAUUUCGGAAACCACCCUGGUGGCAAUAUGCCAAAUCAAGGGGGAAUGUUUGGCAAUAACCGAAAUAUGGGUGGGAUGGGGAAUCGCAAUGAUAGGAGACGCGAUAUGGGAGGAAUGGGCGGUCCCAGAGACGACUAUGGAGAAAUGAAGAGAAUGCGCAGAUUUUAAGCUUUGAUAUAAUCAGGGAUUUUCCCCCUUGAAAGAACUGUUGAGUUGAUGACUGGUGAUCUGAUUUUAACAGUGCUGAAUUUUUAGACAUUUCAGUACAGUCAUGAACAUGGAAGUUUAUGUAGCAUAUUCACAGUAACAAUUCAUGUAUUUCAUUUUUAGUGAAAUUUAUUCUUACUUCGUAAAGUACCUUACAAAUGUUGUUUUUACAAUGAAUAAGGACUAUGAGGAAAACAAUUGCCAGCAAACCAGAUAGAAAGCUGGCAGAAUUUUAUUGCCAUGAGAAACAUGUCAUAUAAUUGUUUAAAAAAAAUUAAUAAUAUUGUUGUCAUAAUUGUAAACCUUGUGUCAUACAUUAAUAAAAUCAUGUGUCUAUUUAGACAGAAGUUUGUGAUAUUAAUCAAUCAAUGGGAAAAAGAUAUCCUGCUGGUAGAAAAGUUUUCAAAAAAUAAAAUCUCAAUUUGAAUACAAAUAUAUUUUUGUAAACAGUAUGUUAGUAAAUUGUAGCUUAAAAUGUCUUAAAAUAUUUUGUAUAUUUGGUGGUAAAUUUAGUAACUUUAAUUAUAUCUCCAAACUGAAAUAUAAUUAAAGGGUUUUUGUACUGUUUAGAUGAAGGCAUUACACUAACAGAGCUUUUGUUAGUAUUCACCAUGAAUCGAUAGCACAGUGUUCAAGUGCUCUAAAUUGCUGAUGGAAUAAUAGAACUUGGUAUUAUAAAAUUACAGGAAACUAUUUGAUAAUUUUGCUACAUUUUAAACAAAAAACAUACUGCUUAUUGGAUUGGCAAAUUUAAUUUAAAAAAAAACACCUCUGAGGGAAAUUUUUAAUUCCAACAAAAGCACUAGUAAUGUAAUUUUUGUGGUGUUGGGCUUAUUUUUUCUUUGAUUUUCUUUAAUUCAAUCACCCUCAAGUGUGGUAUUCAAAUUGUUUAAAAGUCACAUAAAUUGAGAAAUUUUUGAAUAGAAAUUUUAAAGAUUUAAGGUACCUCACUUCAUCAGACGCUGCAUUAGAUAUUUGUAUGGCCAAUUCGGUUGAAUAUUGUCAACGCUUAAUGAUUUAAGUAUCAGGCUUGUGAACCACAGAGUUCAAAUCAUCCUGGGAAUUUUCUUCUAAUUUGAAUAUUGAAUAAAUUUUUUAAAAAUUAUAUUUUCUAUCCAAAAUUGCAUUAUUUUUUUUCGCACAUUUGAUUGUUACACUUAUUAUGCUUCAUGUUAUCUAUCAAAAUACAGUGAUUUUCUACUGAUUUGAGAAACUUUUGCAAUGUGUAGGGAGUCGCCUUAACUGUCUAUUUUUAAGAAUGGUUUCAAUAUCUUGUCUAAAUUCAUGGAAAAUUGCAACUUUUAAAUAAAGUAUAAAUAUGAAUUUUGCAUGAAAAAGGGAAUUUUAUACAAUCUUGCAAGUUUCAAAAAGGUCAACAUUGUAGAUAAUCAAACAAUUUUUACCUGUAAUAGUAAUGUAAUUUAGAGUCAACUCCUGUAUUUAGGUAUUGACUUCAGACAUAGAUGAACCUCUGUACCACUACUAGUUGAGGGAAACAGCACAGAUAAUAAUUCAGUCAUAUGACAUUCAAAGGAUUUCUUCUAAAUACUCAGUAUAUCAAAUUCUUUUGGAUACUCAACAACAAAAGGGCAUUAACCAGUUGGCAUGCGGACAUAAACAAUGUAUUAUUUUUAGAAAUCAGCUUGAAGUAAUUUAACUUCUUAAAAAACUCGAAUUGACAUUAACAUACGAAAAGGUAUUCUUUUGGUUACUUGGUUUUCUUAUUUUAGUUGAACAAAUACUGAAAAUUUUCUGUUUCCUAAUUUGGAUCAAAAGAUAUGCUUAAAACAAAUAUAUGUAAUUUACGAUAGUAUCCAAGACACGUGUGCACAGUAGUCUGAAUUGUUUAUGAAUUACAUAAAAAUUGUUUGUUUAUUGUACAUACUCAAUCCAGGGUUCUAUUGUAUAGCUGUUCUUUUCCACUUGUUACAAAAAUUUGAAAAAAAGCAUGAGAGCUGGAAACAUAAGGGGAAAUAAAUAUAAUGCGAUGGUUUUAAAUAUAGUGUCUAUAAUCCUCUGUGCAGAAAACCAUUUUUCAGACAAAUAAAAUAAUGAACAAUGUGAAAUCUUUUUAUUGGUAAUUAAAAAAGUUAAUUAGUUUGUUUUUUGUUGGUCACUAUAACACUAUGACCAACAUCUUUCACUAGAAAAGUGGACAUUUUGGAUUCUGCAAAUAAACUAGGUUGUAUUGGCAUAAGUUUUCAAUCAUAAAAUGUGGUAUAUUUUUAACAUUCUUAUUAUUGUUUUUCAUUUAUGAUUCUUACAUACUAUUAAUUUUGUUUAUUUAUUUUUGUACAUCAAUAUGAUAAUUUAUAUAAUGCAUCAUCUGAUUUGUCUACACACGUGACAGGGUGAGGAAAAUGUCGUAAAAAUCAUAUACCAGUCCUUAGGAAGUCGCGGGUUUUUUUCAUUGCAUUGAUAUGAAAAAAAGGUGAGAUGAGCAAACAACAUAAAUAAACUUGGUUAAAUCUAAAACAUUUAAAAGUUAUAAGCACUCUUUCAUCAGAUAAACAAAAUUUUCAUUAUUUAUGAAUGCGAAUUUAUGAAAGAAAUAGAAGAUAUUCACAUGAAAAGUCUAAAAGUCAAACAUUUAAGAUGUUUUUGCUUUUUAAAGUUUAGAAACUAUUGGAACUUGACGUAUUUUAUAUUAACAUGUCUUUAGGUAUAAUAGACAAUUUAUUGUAUGAAUGUUAGGGUGAUAUGAACGAGUAUAUAUACUGAACAUGUGAAUGGAUUCUCCCGAGAAAAAUCAUAUAUCCCUCAGCCUUGCCUUCGCAAUCGGGAAGUAUGAUUUUUCUUGGAGGAACAAAUCAUACUUCAUUGUCUUCAUAUCUACGUCACCAUCAUGCAAUUAAAUCAUUCUUAUAUUCUUACUUUACUUUGAAAGUUAGAAUGAUUUUGAUCAAUCCUGAUAAAAAAAAAACUGAUCCUGAUACAAAUUCCUAUAAAUGUAAAAAAUAAUUUUGCAUUUGCAGCUAUAAAAGCUAUUGAAUUUGAUUGUCAAGUUAUGUAACAAACCAUUAUAGGUUUCUAAUGAAAUUGUUAUAUUCUUUCAUUUGACAAACCUUUCCUCUCUAUUGUGUGUUGUUAUGAAAAAUAUGAACAAAAUUAGGUUAUUGUUUUUAAUUUCAUGAAAUAUUUUAUGUUAAUAUUAUUUUAUGAAGAAAAGAUAACCUUACUCGGCAUGGUUUGUUAGAUAUUAAUAAAAUUCAUUGUUUUACAGCAAGCUGUAAACUUUUCAUUUUCUUAUGUGCAAUUUAAGCAGAUUUUAAAUAUUUCUCAUCAAAAAUACAAAAAAAAAUGUGUAUGAAAUAAUUCAGAAAAUAAAACCUCCUUUGAACAACGAGAAAUCAACCUUCAAUAAUGUUACUUUUAAUCAACUUACCAUAAAGCAAAAUUUUGGUGAAGAAUUCCACCUUCAACAGAAGUGCUCAUGGUGUUGGGACAUCUACGUAAUUCUUUGUUCCUAAAUUUUAUCAUUAAUUUUGGUGUCUUGUUCAUUUCAAAGAUUAGUUAUGAAAUUAUCUAUUUUAUUUCAAAAAAUCAAAAAGAACUAUUUAGAAUCAAUGUUUAAUGAUAAGAAAUAUUGUAAAUAGAUUAUAGCAUGAUAGAGUGCAAUUCUAGGCUUGCUGUAAUACUAGUAUUUAGGGUAUAACAUCGUAUUAUUGGUCUCUCUUUUUGACGUCUACUGCUUUAAUUUCCUAUAUUGAUUAAGGUAAGAACAAAGUCAGGUGAUCAUGUAUUAAAAUUAAACACUACACAGAUGGAAUACCAAAAUUCCAUUGAAUCUUCCUCUUGAUCUGUUUCGUCACUUUGUUUUAUUUUGUGAUAACCUCUGGCUUUCAAUAAGGGAAAUAUUUCUGGUGAUUGGGUUCCCCCCUCAACCUGCUUGCUUUAUAAAAUUACUGUAAUUGGUUACCUGUAAGUGUUUUAAACGCUAUAAUUUUACAUUUUUUUUAAAUUAAAUUUAUAAAUACCACUUGAUUUUGGAACAUAUACAGUAAGGCCAUUAAUUAUCAAAAUCCUGUAACGAUAAUUUAACUAUUUAGCCUGGUUUGAUAAACAAGUUCCAUUUUUUGUUACCGAUGUGAAUUCCGUAUCUCGGCUAAAAUUGACUAAAGAUACAUGUAAUAUAUAUCAAAAUUGAACUUUUCACAAAAUGUGGGCUCCAAUUAACACUAAAUAAUUUACUUACAAUAUCUUUAAAUUUUUUGUUUAUCUGAACGGAUACAUGUUGCUUUCACCAUAACCGAACAUGGACACGGGAAGAAAUAGCAAAUAUAGACGUGACUGACUAUCACGUCCUUAAAAAUAUUUUUUUUUUCAGUUUGCCUAUAACAUUUUUAUAUCAUUGUAUUUUAGCAUCUUCAUUCUCAUAACUGUUGUUGAUAAUCAAAAACUUAACCAAUGUGACUAAUUUUAGGCGGAAUUUUUUUGGAAACUUGAUAAUUUUCAUGUAAGUAGUUAAUUGAAAUAAUUUGCUUCACAAAUUUGAUCAUGAAAAAGAACGCCAUAUUGAACUUUAAUAAAGUGAUUAUUAAUAGGAUUUUCGUUAGUUUGCCAUUAUUUUUUCAUUUAUGAUAUUUCUUCAAAGUGCAUGAUUUGUAUUUGUAUGUUGUAAUUAGUGAACAAUUUCUGUUAAAGUCCUUUUUUAGAAUCAAAUACUCGUAUGGCAAAGGACUGCGAACGAUAGCAUUGUCUAGGCGCCUGACUAAAAGUCAUUUUUUUUUUAUAAUUGUCCAGUUAAAUAUAUUUUUUUUUGUUAUAAUGUAAAUAUUAAUGUAUAUUUUCAUGAAAUAUAAACAAAGAUAGAUUACUAUGCAUUUUGGGUUAAAAUAGCUCAUUUCAAAAUAGAAACGAACGGAAAACGGAUUUUUAAAAAUAAAUCUUCUUCAAAUAGUCAAAUAUGAAUUCAAAUGAAAAUUUAUUUUAAUUUCCAACGUAAACAUGUGAUUAUUAAGUUUUUAUGCAUCUAUCGGCCGCUAAAUAAUAUUUUCCUUACUCAAUGACAGCGAUUUCAAUGAAAAAAAAAUUUUAAGGCCCCGCGUUAGCAAAACUUUUGUUUAAAAAUUAAUAAUUUGAUUACAAAUUUUAUUUUGAUAUAAAUUGAUUAGGAUUUGAUUAUACUUUUUAGUAGAAAACUUAGUUUUUGAAUAUCUGAAAGAAAUUUCGAAAUAUUUGGAUGUAAAAUGUAGGCGCGAAACGGGCGUUAGCGUUCGCAAAUCUUAGGAGUGUAAUCAAGUUUUGAAGAUUGAAAUAUUCUCGAGCUCGGACCAAGCAGCUUUAAAUCAAAAGGCGUUUGUAAUCAAUUUAUGCAUCGACUGUGUGUUUGUUUGUUGUAAAUGUUUUGUCCUUCCAAGCUAGUUUUACCGCUGAAUAGACUGUAAAUUACUUUGUUUUAAUAAAUAUUUCAACUACAUACACUAAUUAUAAAUUAAAAAAGGGGUUUUUUUUUUGUUGUUGACAAAAUUAACUAUAUUAUUUAUAUUUAUGAGUUGUAGAGAGUUGAUUUUUCAGAGCAAUGCUGAUGGUAGAAACGCGGUCAAUAUCAUUUUACUCCAAUGAAUGGGAAAUCAGGAAGUAAAUUAGUUCUAAACUUAUAUGUGCUUAUAUUAAUCUCUGUAUUGGUAAUGUUAUAAAUGAAACAAAUGUAUUUGCAAGAUUUCCAAAGAAUACUUGUAAAGUGACAUUUUAUCUGGAACCAUGAUGUUUAAUAUAUUAUUUUUAUUGCAAGCUUUAUGAACAAAUUUAGUAGACCAAAAAAGAAAAAAGAAAAAAAGAAUAUCAUUUCAUGGCUGCUGAUAAUGUUUCUUUAUGGCAUUUUUGCAUUUCUGUUUGCCGUAAGGGUUUGAAUAUUUAAGGGCAAAGAUGUGAACACCAUUAAGAAGGUGUUUGCUCAUCUUUAAUGUACCAUAUUUUCAAGAACAUUUUAAGUAACUUAUUUUUUAAAUUUGUUUUCUGUUAAAGAGCACAACGCUGUGCUAAUUGUUGCUAUGUUUCAAGUAUGAUUUUUAUAUUUAAAAAAAUCCUCUCCAAAUGACCAGUCUUGCAAUAUAGUUUUAGGCAUAUCUGAGCUGAAGCCAGUAAGCUCUGGAUUAUAUCUUCUAUGUACCAUAAUGUCUAUUUGUGAACUUUUACAGUUUUCUCGAGAAACUGGUCGUUAUAUGGAUAUGUUAAAAUAUCUUCUGAACCAAAUAGGAGACUUGUAAUAUGGAAAUUUCUUAUAAACAGAAACUUAAUAUGAGAAAGUUUUGGAUUUAUACCACAACGCUGGGAAGGGCUAUCAGAAUGGAACAACAUGGCAAGGGGAUAAUGUCACUACAUAAAAAUUUGGGGGUUUAACCUUUGGUUCUUUUGGAAGUAAAUGUGGAUGCUGGUACAGUAUUUGUGAAAGUAAAUGUAAUACAUUUGGCUGUGUAUUCUAUUUAGAAAGCAGCUUCAAGAACAUUGCAAAAAUGUCAACUAUUUUGGCGAACAAUCGCACAGUUGAAUAUAACAUUGUUUACAUUAAUUUUGUGAGGUAAAGAUAAUAUUUAAAUUUGGUCAUUUCUUAACGCUUUAGAACGGAGGGGGUUACAUUUUACAAGUUUACAUCGAAAUGUACAGGAUAUUAUAUAUUUUUUACAUGUUUUAGUUAAAAGUGCACCGUUUACUGCCUUUUAGUGUUAGCAAUGUUCUUAUCUCUCGUCUUUUCAAAGUAAUUAUCUUACCAUACUGCUGAAUGCAAAGUAUUGAGUAGGGUUAAAAACUUUGUUUUCACGAAAAGAUUAAUUCAUAUUCAUGUUGCAAAGAGUUGAUUUUUUCAGAGCAGUGAUGAUGUUGGAAAUGCUGUCAAGAUAUUCAAGAAGGAACCCGGAAAUAAACUGGUUCUUUGAUUUAAGAAAAAAGGACAGUUUACGCUCUAAGUAGUUUGAAAUUCAUUAGAUACUUUCUUUGGAACACGGCGGUUUCACAUAUCUUCUUUUAUUUCUGAUUAAAUAUAAUCACAAGGAACUACCAAACGCACAGCAGUAGCUCUUAAAGAAUAGUGUCAAAAAUCGUAACCAUUAACUCCAAUUAUGGAUAAAAACGAACAUAUCCUGCCAAACAAUAUUUCUUUUGAAAAUUAUCAUCUUAUUACUUAAACACAAUUGUUUGCACCUACUUUCUGUAAGCAUAUUUGUGUAAAGGGUGACGGUUUUAGCACUGUUGAUAUACAACACCAUUUUGGGUGUACAUAUCGAACAAAAACACUCUUCUAUAUAUAUGAAUCCCGUAGUUCUAAGAUGUAUUAAGAGGAAUGAAUAAUUAAGGCCAUUUUGGGGCUAUAUUUACCUCUAUAUGAAGAGCUCUGUUGAAAGAUGGAAAAAAAUAUUCAAAGCAAAAAUACAUAGACUUUUUUUUUGAUAUUUAUUUUACGGCCUUUUAUAGACCUUAAGGACAGAUGCAACGUUAGUUAGUUUUAGAUAAUUUUCCUUGAUAGAUUAUCUGUUCAUGAAUAUUUCGAAUUGUUUUAAUAGCAUGCAAAGAAAUGCAAUAUAACGCUUAUUAGUUAAUUCAUAUAUAGUUUAUAUUUUUAUUUGAAACCAUAUAUCCAGAUAGAAGAAUAUCAUGCAACAAAAAAAUGUAAUGUUGGAAUUACGAAGUGGAAAUCUUCACAUCGCGGAGAUAGGAAUAAAUAGAAAACAAUGGUAGAUAGGUCGCGUCUUACCUUAAAUUGUUGACCAUCUACCAUUCUAAAUUUGGAAAUUUUUGAUGUGCAGUAAGGUAUAAGGAUUUUCAUUUCUAUUACGGUAAUGGAUGCUGAGGAAAAAUGUUUACAGUAUAAGAGUUUGAGAUCUACAAUUUCAUCUGUAUUGAUAUUAUUUGUAAUACUUCAGAGUAUGAUUUGCAGUCAUGUAUUAUAUAUUAAAGGUAAGGUUCUACCUUUUCCAUCAUAAUCUCUCAAAUACAAUAAGAAGAUGGGUGAAUAAGGCGUGUAGAAUGCCUUUAUGAGUAUAGAUAAGAUUCCAUGAAAUCAAAAUAUGAACAAAUCUGAUAAAAUUGAAAACAAUGUAUAUUUAUCAUACCAUCGAUUUAUAACCCUUGAAUUUGUUAAAAACUUGGAAUAGGUCGAUUUGAACUGGCGUAUGCGUGUCAAAACCUCCAUAUCAUUUUUAGAACUUCCAAGACUUUUCUUUUGUAAAGUAGUUCUGAGCUCCAUGUUUUUGUCAUAGUUUAUAUAAGGUUUACAAAAAACCAAACCGAUUUCAAUCAACAUAAAUGUGGAGAGAUGACCCUCUACACUUUAAAAAUCUCAUUUUGUAUCCCAACAAUUGAACGUUUUAGAAAAAAAUACAAGUCCGUAAAUUUGUGGUCGAAGUCGCAUAGCAUAGCAGUUUGUUGUAACUGAUCAUGAAAUGGCUCAUUGGAUAGAGCACCAGACAUCGGGUAACAUUGUCGAGCUAGGGUUUUUUUUAGGUUGUGGGCUUGAUGCCACCAAAACUAUAGAAUUUAUUUUGUUCCUUAUCUUUUGUUGAAAUACUCAAAACAAUAAUAUACUUUAGUUAGAAAUUGCCCUUUUGUAAACGUAUUAUAUUAUAACAUUAUCAAGUAUAUUAAUUUGAAUUUUUUUAAAAAUGAAAUUGUAUUUUACGACUAAACCAAAUAACCAUUUGCGCUAUCUUAUUCCUUUGUCUUCUUUAUUUAUUUUGAAAAUACAACAAGCAACCCUGAUGUUCGAUCAACAAUGAUAUAUUAAAACACUCUAGUAUUUUUUUUUUCAAAAGUCAAAUAUAAAUCUGAGUCUUAAAAAACGGUAAAAUUAGUGUACUGUUGUCCAAAGAAAAGAAAAGGGUAACUAAAUAGGGAAAGUAUUGGAAAAUCACUUAAUCACUGAUAAGCUGAAACACACGGAGCGGUUUUAUUACACCUGAGAAUAGGAUGCGCUUACCAUACAAACAUUUUAUAAGAUUCACCGCGUCAAAAAUUCUUUUGAUUUUAAGAAAACUUCCUUAUUUAGUGUAGAUUUACUUUCGUUAAAUCUUCACUCCAGAAUCAACGAUAAUAUAUUUUUUUUAAUUUUUGAAAGGGGGGAUUGAGAUCUGGGUUAAUAAUUUAGGCCAAUUGAGGGAUGCAAAAUUCGUCAUAGUUAUAUAGGAAAAAUAUUAGAAAUAUACAACCUACCACCACCCCAUCCCACCCUCAAGGUGUUGCCUUAAUUGGAAUUCAGGCUUAUAAGAAAAUCUAGUAAAAAAAACAAUUUAAAAAAUUAACGAAGAAUUGUUUCCACCAAUGCUACCACUUCGAUAAGAACUGUAACACGUGCAAGAGAUGAAGCAUAUUUGCCUCCUUUUGUUGGAGAUUAUUUCUAAAUUUGAAUCCUGAUUUCGCAAAAUACGGCCAUAGAAAGCGGCACCACUACUGUGGAACCCUUGAUAUUGGUAAAUGACUUCUAUUGGAUCUGCAUUAUAGUGGUUUAAUUUUAGUGUGCUCAAAUGAUCUAGUUGCAAGUUACGCUAUGAGAGGCAACCGACAUUUUCAAGUUUGUGAAUGAUACAAGAGUUCCACGUACAGUAAGUAAAUGCUUUGUUAUCAUCACUGAUGACCCGGAUGUUUAAUUCUAUAAUAAUAUGAAUAAUAUGUUUUAUUUUAUUUGAAAAACUGAACAUAAAAAUGUAACUAAACUGUUCCUUCUAUUUGCAUAUAAGAUGUGAUAAGGUUCAGAAUUUUGAAGAAAUGAUUUGUUGAUCCUCAAAAUGUAUGUUGAAGUCGUGAUGCAAUAAAUGCUGUGAGCUACUGAAAAAGUGAACUGGAUAAAUACAUCAUUGCUACCCAAGGGUCUCUGGUCCUUCAUCUGAACCUUUAAUGAAUAGUUCAUAUUAUACUCUUUAUGAAGUCGGACCUUAAUUUCUGAUUGAAUUUCAUUUCGCUUAUAAAGUCAUAAUAAUGUUGAUGAGGGGUGGGGGUGGCUAAUUUUAUGUACGAGUGGUCAGAAAUGAUGUCAGUGAUUCGCUUAUAUCUUACGGUUCCUCUUUACAUGACUCACUGAAGAGUUCUGAUUUCUUGCAACAAGAGUUAUUUACCCUUUUUAAAAUUGUGUAUCAAAUAAAGUACUACAAUGACAUCAUCCGUAAUCUAUUAAAGUUAAUUUAUUCAAAACUUUACAAAAGCAUUAAUAAUGUACUUUAUAUUUCAUCUCACCUCAUUUCACUAAGCAAAUGUGAUUUCUUUUCAUCAGUACUUUGUUUGUGAACAGUUAUCCAAACUGUACCUUUUGUUAAAAUGAAUGGGAUAAAAUGUGAAAUGUGCACUUAUAAUUGAGGGAGGUUUAAGAAUAAAAAAUCAAUUUAAUGAUACCGAGGGUUCUGAAAAAUAUUUCCACAGUUUAUAUUUUCACAAAGGAAAUUAAACAAUGUUUAUGUUUUUGAAUUAU
Messenger RNA from Magallana angulata, 12201 nucleotides. RefSeq names its product splicing factor, proline- and glutamine-rich-like. Gene Ontology annotation, biological process: regulation of DNA-templated transcription. NCBI's taxonomy places the organism in Eukaryota, Metazoa, Mollusca, Bivalvia, Ostreida, Ostreidae. The transcript is spliced from 8 exons. The record is from RefSeq and is a predicted model, not a curated record. Gene Ontology annotation, cellular component: nucleus. The coding region runs from base 72 to 1769 and encodes 565 amino acids. Gene Ontology annotation, molecular function: RNA binding.